This is a messenger RNA of Larimichthys crocea (large yellow croaker), 1930 nucleotides long. RefSeq names its product G1/S-specific cyclin-D1. The record is from RefSeq and is a predicted model, not a curated record. The transcript is spliced from 5 exons. Bases 180 to 1445 code for a protein of 421 amino acids. Lineage: Eukaryota; Metazoa; Chordata; Actinopteri; Sciaenidae.
AAGAAAAAAAGAAAAAAAAAGUAUUGUUUCCCAACAUUAACGCAAACAACAAAACGAGGCCACAAAAAACAAAUCUCCAACUACUUGUUUAAAUGAAGGAUGAAAACGUCGUGCUACUUUAUUUUGAAAGUAUAACCGGACGUGAUCUCAUGCCAUGCUGGCUGCCUUGACGCGGUCCAAUGAUAAAACAGAGCAGCAGCAGCAGCAGCGGGCAGCUGGUCGUCAAUGUGCCUCACAGUGUCGGUGACACACUCCGGUUUCUCCUGAACGUCUGUCGUGUGAAACAAAAGAAAGAAAGUGAGAGGACCAAACGAGGACUCACUCUGUUCACUCACUACACUCUACUGCUCUUCCCACCGGUGACUGAAGCGGCUUCGUACUCUCUCACAAGUUCACAGAAAGUUGGAACGCUUUUGUCUGCAACAUGUGGAGCCGACCUUCGUUUGUUGUUAGAAGCUAAGUCCAAGCCUGUUUUACUGUUCGCCAGCACCGUCGCACGAAGAAAACCCCUGAAACAGACAUCGGUCAGUGUUCACGGCAGAGGAAGGUCAAUGGAACCUCAGCUGCUGUGCUGUGAGGGAGACAGGCCUGCCAUCCGGAGGGCCUACCGGGACUCCAACCUACUGACUGACCGGGUCCUGCACACUCUGCUACGCGCAGAGGACAAGUACCUCCCGGCUCCAAACUACUUCAAAUGCGUCCAGAGAGAAGUGGUUCCGUACAUGAGGAGGAUAGUGGCUACCUGGAUGUUGGAGGUGUGUGAGGAGCAGAAGUGUGAGGAGGAAGUGUUCCUCCUGGCUAUGAACUACAUGGACCGGUUCUUGUCAGUAGAACACACCAAGAAGAGCCAUCUGCAGUUACUGGGGGCUACAUGUAUGUUCCUGGCAUCCAAACUUAAGGAGACAAUCCCACUCACUGCUGAGAAACUCUGCAUCUACACAGAUAACUCUGUAGCACCAUCUCAACUGCUGCAAAUGGAGCUUCUGGUCUUGAACAAACUGAAGUGGGACCUGGCUUCAGUCACCCCUCUGGACUUCAUUGACCACUUCCUGUCUCAGCUGCCUGUCAGGACAGAGAACAGGUCCAUACUCAGGAAGCAUGCACAGACGUUUGUAGCACUGUGUGCCACUGAUGUUAAAUUCAUAGCCAGCCCUCCGUCCAUGGUAGCAGCAGGCAGUAUGGUGGCUGCAGUGGAGGGCUUACAGAUGAGAAUGGUCGGCAAUGCCAUGAUGUCUCAGAAACUGACUGAGCAGCUAGCACAGACCAUCAGGAGUGACCCGGACUGUCUCAGGGCUUGUCAGGAACAAAUCGAGUCUUUGCUGGAAACCAGUCUCAGACAGGCACAACAACCCAACAACUCUGUUACCAUAGAAGAAACUAAGAACAUCAGUGACGGGCAGGACCUCUCUACUACGCCCACAGAUGUCAGGGACGUAAACAUCUGAUUGAGGACUGCCAGUCAUGAUGUUGGAUGAGAAAAGAGUAGCAGGUUUAACCGAUGAAGUGUACACAAACACACAGACACACACACUCACUCUCUUUUGUGUGUGUUUUGGAGUGCUCCUACAGUACGUGACUGGACUCAACAGUGGUUCGGAAUUGUUAAUAUGAAUUCCAGUCCAAUGUGGCAGGGACCAGAAAAAAGCUGGAAAGAAGACAUUAAUAGACUGGAAUUCAGCCAACAAUGUGUAAUGUGUGUGUUAAGUGUGGCCUUUUAACUGUGGGUAACAUGUUGUUUCAAAGCCUGGCAUGUCUGUCUGUCAUGAUCAUAAUUUGCCUAGCCUGAGACUGAUGAGUGUGAUCAGACAUCCCUGGACCUGUAUUCAUCAAACAUUUAAAAAUGAUACUAAGAAUGCUCUAAAAACACAACUCGAUGCCAUAAAAAAACUGAGCAAUAAGACUCGUUAAGAUUUGUCAUGUGACUCAUACU